GCAAACUGUAAGGCGACGUUUGCAGGAGGCUCAAGAGAUGGAGUAAUCACCUGUCAGCCAGGGGACUCGGAAGAAAAGCAAAUGGAAUCUCUUGCACAAUUGGAACUGUGUCAGAGAUUAUAUAAGCUGCACUUCCAGCUGCUGUUGCUUUUUCAGUCCUACUGUAAGCUCAUCGGCCAAGUGCACGAAGUUAGCUCCAUGCCAGAGCUGCUGAAUAUGUCCAGGGAAUUGAGUGAUCUAAAGAAACACCUAAAGGAAGCCACAGCGGCCAUUGCAGCGGACCCUGUCUACGCAGAGGGCGCCUGGUCUGAGCCGACCUUCACCUCCACUGAAGCAGCCAUCCAGUCCAUGCUGGAGUGCCUGAAGAACAAUGAACUUGGCAAAGCUCUGCGGCAAAUCAGGGAAUGCAGAAGUCUGUGGCCCAAUGACAUCUUUGGAAGCAGUUCUGAUGAUGAGGUCCAGACAUUACUGAAUAUUUAUUUCCGUCACCAAACUCUGGGACAGACGGGUACUUACGCGCUGGUGGGGUCUAACCAGAGCCUGACUGAAAUCUGCACCAAGCUGAUGGAGCUGAACAUGGAGAUUCGGGACAUGAUCCGCCGGGCGCAGAGUUACCGGGUACUCGCUGCUUUUCUUCCAGACUCCAGUGUCUCCGGCACUAGUCUCUGACAGGAGCCUCCCACCCGCCCUGGGCUCCAGGCUGGCGGUGCUGCCAUGCUGGGGCGAAGUCAUUCAGUGUCUUCUCAGCCUUCAAAAGGCUUGGACAGACUGUUCUCCCUCUUGUUACCUGUAGGGCUUUUUCUCAAGAGGAUGGCAGAACUUCCCACAUGCAGCAAUACUAUAAGAACCGAGGUAGCUGGGAACCUCCGGGGACAGACUCCACCCGUCAUGCUGUGUGGCACCAACGUGUGACUGAGCAUAUGCAACUCACUACUGAAGAAGUGACUUUCAUUGCAUACCAAAGCCGACGACACUGAACAACUACCUUCCUUUCUAGAAACGAUUUUAGAUUGGCAAAAGUGCAAUGUUUUCUUUGCUAAAAAAAAAUUUAUAUUCUAAAACUUGUACAUUCUUCCCUUUUUUCCUUCUACAGAAUCUUGUUCUUUUUCUUUUUUUGGUGGGCUGAGAAAGAGGCAGGCAGAAUGAAGCUGGCCACUGAGAACUGUAAGACGGUCCAAAGCUGACAGCCUGUGUCUGCAAAAAGGGAAUUGUAAAUGGACUCCAAUUUAAUGUACACUGUAAUUUGAGUACAAUUACUGUAACUAAAAGGAGCUGCUACGAAUUACCUUUCUUAUGUUGCUAGGCUACUGUUUCCGAAGGCCCUGGGUCUCUUUGCACCAAAAGUGGUCCGGGUAGAUGCUUUUUAAGGAUCUUGGCUGCUUUUUACUAGAAGGUUGCUUUUAUGAGUAUAUUUAUACUACAGAAGGAUGAGUGUUCAUUUUAAUUAAUUUUGCCAUUUUGUAGAGAAAGAUUAUUCACGAUAUAAAUUCCAAGUAUUUUCACCUGUUGCGCAUGCAUCUUUUAAUAUCCAUUUGGAUAGCCAGAAGUAGAAUCAUAAAGGUAAAACAUGAGUUGUUGCUUUGUUUCUUAAGAAAUGUCAUAUUUUAUUUGUAAUAUAUAUGCAAAGGGCCAUCCCUAAGUUCUCUCCUUAAACCUAAUGCUGUCAAACGUUAGAUGUGUGCAUGUGAACUUGUUGCACAUCAGAACAUAUUCGAAGUUUAUCUAUGUAACUUAUUCACUCUGUAAAUACAUUUAAAGUUUUGUGAUGUCAUCUUAAUUGAUAUUCUGUUCAGAAUUUUCUUUAGACUAAAAAAAAAAAAAAAGACAAAAUACAUGUUGACCAUGGAUUUUA
Molecule: messenger RNA, 1852 nt
Organism: Carlito syrichta (Philippine tarsier)
Lineage: Eukaryota; Metazoa; Chordata; Mammalia; Primates; Tarsiidae
Product: protein furry homolog
Exons: 5
Coding region: 82-669 (195 amino acids)
Biological process (GO): neuron projection development; cell morphogenesis
Cellular component (GO): cell cortex; site of polarized growth
Source: RefSeq, a predicted model, not a curated record